CCAAAUUCUGUAUGCGGCGCCUCACCUCUAGCUGAUCAAACGAGUCAAUAAACGGACCAUGGUGAGGAAAAUGGGAAGCAGACUAACCUCACCACCCCCACUCGAACUCACAGGUUCUGUGUAUGCUUUUGCUCACAUGCUUGUUCGCUCUGCUCCUUGGAAUCUGCCUUUUCAUUGGGACUCUUUUACAGUGGUCAUACCCGUCACAGACAUCUACACCCCACGCAACCAUGACCCGAUGUCUUCCAGCUCUCUGUCUCAUAUUCAGCCUGCUGUUGGUAGUACAUGCCCAGUCCGCCUCGCCGAUCGGGCCCGUCACCUCGCGUCCGUUGAUCACCAACCCUCUGACGAUCCUAUCGACUCUUGGUCCAGCCAACGCUACUUCCUUGCCUGGAACGGAAAAUACAUCCACAUCGACCAGCACCGUUACCUCGUACAGCACUGACACCGUCACACCAAGCUCGACAGGCAGCUUUAUUACGCCCACCCUGAGUACUGUCACCGUCAGCCCAACUCAAUCCAGUGCUGCUGUUACGAAUGCCAUGGGAAUCCCGGCUUCGCGAGGUGCAAUCGCGGCUGCAGCUGUCGUUGUGCUCGGCGGCGUCGCCUUCGGGGGAGGUUUGUUGAUCUAAAAGGGCCUUCCGAUCGGCAUUCUCUUUCGCUUAAUGCAGAUGGGAAAUUGUGAAUGUCGGCAUGGUUU
Messenger RNA from Tilletiaria anomala UBC 951, 700 nucleotides. RefSeq lists its product as uncharacterized. Lineage: Eukaryota; Fungi; Basidiomycota; Exobasidiomycetes; Georgefischeriales; Tilletiariaceae. The transcript has a single exon. Bases 123 to 632 code for a protein of 169 amino acids. The record is from RefSeq and is a predicted model, not a curated record.